CCGCAAGACAACCAGCAUCUCAAAAUUAUCCGGGAUCCAACCCGGAAAAUCCACCGGCUCUUAGAUACGACGUUUAAGGGGGAGCCGUUAAUACGGCUUUUGCUCACUCCACACAGACCUGAGCCUUUUGAUUAUCAUCGUGGCCAUUCUGCAUUUCACGCCCCGAUUUCGGAUGUAUUGCAAAAGUAUUCAAAGUUGACGGAAAACAUUGCGCCCUCUUCGACAUCAGAACAGACAAAACGACAACCAGACUCCAAGGAUGCCACCGCACUGCGGAACCUGCUUCGAAAACAAUGGUGCCCACAAGCUGUUUCUUGUGACACACUUUAUUCGUUGGAAACUUCCUCUCGAAAAGUAUUUUCAACUGGACUGCCAAAGCUUGAUGAACUGCUCUCAGGUGGAAUACGUACUGGUGAACUAACAGAGCUGAUCGGCAAACCGGCGGUCGGAAAGACACAGUUUUGCUUGACGCUAUGCGCCGAACUUGUGAUAAAGUCUCCGACCGCAUCGAUACUGUACAUUGAUACUGGAGGGAACUUCAGCGCACCCAGGCUGUUGGAACUUUUACAAGUGUCUUUGAGCAAUGAAUCUGCUGCUGGUUUCAUGCAACGAAUCCGCUGUUGCGCAGCACCUGACAUAACCGGAUUAAUCGAAAUCCUUGUACAAACAAGACUACACCUCGCCAAGUCGUCCGGUCUUCAUCAAGCGAACACAGAGACGAACAUUAGUCAUUGGGAGCAGUUUUUCUUCAACCUCAAGUUGAUUAUUGUGGACAGUCUGGCUAUGCCGUUUCUACCCUUUAUGGGCGUUGUGCCGCAACAAGCGAAGGCACAAUUAUCUAUCGCCAUUAUGGAAAUCCAGCGAAUCGUCGUACUGCAAAACUGUGCGGUGGUAGCGACUAACCACGCUCGCUUUACCUCCACAGACACAGGUCCGUCUGCAGCAGAUGAUCCCUCAGCAGUGAUUGGUUGCUUGGGGGCCGGCUGGGCUGCUGCUCCACACAAGCGGCUCAUAUUUCAAAAACCCAAGCACAGCGUUGGCGAGCCCGAAGGGAAUCGUCUCACUGUCCGGAUUUCUCUAACCAAAGACGUGACCAAUCGAUUUUCUUGCUCCCCAGAUUGUGUUAAGUCGUGUGAGGUAACGCUAUAA
Molecule: messenger RNA, 1149 nt
Organism: Opisthorchis viverrini
Lineage: Eukaryota; Metazoa; Platyhelminthes; Trematoda; Opisthorchiida; Opisthorchiidae
Exons: 6
Biological process (GO): double-strand break repair via homologous recombination; reciprocal meiotic recombination; DNA strand invasion
Cellular component (GO): centrosome; replication fork; Rad51B-Rad51C-Rad51D-XRCC2 complex
Molecular function (GO): ATP-dependent DNA damage sensor activity; single-stranded DNA binding; four-way junction DNA binding
Source: RefSeq, a predicted model, not a curated record